GAGCUGGUCGUCAGCAUGUCCUUUCCCAAGGCGCCCCUGAAACGAUUCAAUGACCCUUCUGGUUGUGCACCAUCUCCGGGUGCUUAUGAUGUGAAGACUUCAGAAGUAUUGAAAGGACCAGUAUCCUUUCAGAAGUCACAACGAUUUAAAAAACAAAAAGAAUCUCAGCAAAAUUUUACUGUUGACAAAGAUACUACCUUGCCUGCUUCAGCAAGAAAAGUUAAGUCUUUGGGAUUAAAGAAGGAACCUCAAAAGAAUGAUAAAGACUUGAAGAUGCUGGAAAAAGAGAUUCGUGUCCUUGUGCAGGAGCGUGGUGCUCAGGACAAGCGGCUCCAGGACCUGGAAGCGGAGCUGGAGAAGAUGGAGGCAAAGCUCAGUGCCGUGGUCAGGGAGAAAACGUCUCUCUCUGCAAGUAACGCUUCCCUGGAAAAGCAGCUUACUGAAUUAACCAGGACCAACGAGCUACUAAAAUCUAAGUUUUCUGAAGACGGUAACCAGAAGAACCUGAGGAUUCUGAGCCUUGAGUUGAUGAAACUCAGAAACAAAAGAGAAAGUAAGAAGAGGAGCAUGAUGGCUAAACAACAAGGAAUGCAGGUGAAACUGCAGGACGCCCAGAAGAACCUUGAAGAGUCUCAGGGGAAGGUGGCACAGCUCGAGGGAAAACUUGCUUCCAUACACAAAGAAAAGGUUGAUGAAAAAUCUGAUACAGAAAAACUCUUAGAAUACAUUGAAGAAAUAAGUUGUGCCUCAGACCAAGUGGAAAAAUACAAACUAGACAUUGCCCAAUUAGAAGAAAAUUUGAAGGAGAAGAAUCAUGAAGUUUUAAGCCUUAAGCAGUCUCUUGAGGAAAACACUGUUACCUUGUCUAAACAAGUAAAAGACCUGGAUGCUAAAUGUCAGCUACUUGAAAAAGAAAAAGAAGACCUCAUCAACAGGGAAAGAGAACAGGAUGAAAGUCUAAAUUCUGAAAUGCAAAACUUAAAAGAGAAGUUAAUUCUUGAAAAACAAGAACAUGAAAAGCUACAACAAAAAGAGUUGGAAAUUGAUUCACUUCUGCAACAAGAGAAGGAAUUAUCUUCUAGUCUUCAGCAGAAGCUGUGUUCUUUUCAAGAGGAAAUGAUGAAAGAAAAGAAUCUCUUUGAGGAAGAAUUAAAGCAAGCUCUGCAUGAGUUAGAUAAACUACAGCAAAAGGAGGGACAAGCUGAAGAGCUGGUCAAACAACUGGAAGAAGAAACAAAAGCCAGAGCUGAAGAGCUGACGCUUCUAGAAGAAAAGCUAAAGAGGAAAGAAGCGGAACUGGAGAAAAAUAAUGCUGCUCACACUCAGGCCACGCUGCUUUUGCAGGAGAAGUAUAACAGUGCAGUGCAAAACCUUGGAGAUGUCACUGCUCAAUUUGAAAGCUGUAAAGCUUUAACAGCUAGGGAGAUAGAAGAUCUCAAGCUGGAGAACUCAUCACUUAAGGAAAAAGUGGCCAAGGCUGAGAAAAAUGCAGAGGCUGUUCAGCAUCAGAUAUUGGCAACCGAGAGCUCAAAUCAAGAAUAUGCCAGGAUGCUUUUAGAUCUGCAGACAAGAUCAGCACUUAAAGAAGCAGAAAUUAAAGAAAUUACAGUUUCUUCUUUUCAAAAAAUAACUGAUUUGGAGAACCAACUGAAGCAACAACGUGAAGACUUUAAGAAGCAGCUGGAAGAAGAAGCAGCAAGAAAGUCUGGAAAAGAAAAUACAAUGGCAGAAUUAAUGGAGGAAAUGAAUAAGUGGCGUCUCCUUUAUGAAGAACUGUAUAAUAAAACCAAGCCUUUUCAGCAACAACUGGAUGCAUUUGAAGCAGAGAAACAGGCCUUGUUGAAUGAACAUGGUGCAGCUCAGGAACAGCUAAAUAAACUCAGAGAUUCGUAUGCUAAAUUGUUGGGUCAUCAGAAUCUAAAGCAAAAAAUCAAGCAUGUUGUGAAAUUGAAAGAUGAAAAUAGCCAACUCAAAUCGGAGGUGUCAAAGCUCCGCUCUCAGCUUUCUAAAAUAAAGCAAAAUGAGAGAAGACUUCAGGAGGAAUUGAAUAAAGUUCUGGGUGUCAAACGCUUUGAUCCUUCAAAGGCUUUUCUUCAUGAAAGUAAAGAAAAUUUUGUUCUCAAAACCCCAUUAAAAGAAGGCAAUACAAACUGCUGUUGA
This is a messenger RNA of Pteronotus mesoamericanus, 2160 nucleotides long. RefSeq names its product hyaluronan mediated motility receptor (gene HMMR). The coding region runs from base 16 to 2160 and encodes 714 amino acids. Gene Ontology annotation, molecular function: hyaluronic acid binding. The record is from RefSeq and is a predicted model, not a curated record. The transcript has 18 exons. Gene Ontology annotation, cellular component: membrane. NCBI's taxonomy places the organism in Eukaryota, Metazoa, Chordata, Mammalia, Chiroptera, Mormoopidae.